AUGGAAUCCAAGGCCAAGCAGCAGUUGGACAUUUUGCGAUCUGCUUUGCAGGAAAAGUAUUUGAUAGCUGAACGUUUGAUGCUUCAACGUGAAAACGCUGAAAAAGUUGUCAGUACGACUGCUGAACGUGAAAUUGUCCGAGAUAUCAAAGAAAAAUUGUGCUAUGUUGCACUCGACUUUGAACAAGAAAUGGCGACUGCUGCAUCUUCUACAUCGCUCGAAAAAAGCUACGAACUUCCUGAUGGUCAGGUCAUUACAAUUGGUAACGAAAGAUUCAGAUGCCCUGAAACUCUUUUUCAGCCAUCAUUUAUUGGUAUGGAAUCUGCUGGAAUACACGAAACUACAUACAAUUCUAUAAUGAAGUGCGAUAUCGAUAUUCGUAAAGACUUGUACGCCAACAAUGUUCUCUCUGGUGGAACCACAAUGUAUCCCGGUAUUGCUGAUCGUAUGCAAAAAGAAAUUACUGCCCUUGCACCAAGUACAAUGAAAAUCAAGAUCAUCGCUCCUCCUGAAAGAAAAUAUUCUGUGUGGAUCGGAGGAUCAAUUCUUGCAUCUCUAUCAACAUUCCAACAAAUGUGGAUUUCAAAGCAAGAAUAUGACGAAGCAGGUCCAUCGAUUGUACAUAGAAAAUGUUUUUAAUUUUGAUUAUUUAUUUUGCCCGUUCGCAAACUAGAACUCAAUACGAAGAGUUGAUUCUAAAAAUAAUAAAUAAUCGGAAUAAAA
Messenger RNA from Styela clava, 723 nucleotides. The record is from RefSeq and is a predicted model, not a curated record. Lineage: Eukaryota; Metazoa; Chordata; Ascidiacea; Stolidobranchia; Styelidae.